Messenger RNA from Aspergillus pseudotamarii, 1086 nucleotides. RefSeq lists its product as uncharacterized. The record is from RefSeq and is a predicted model, not a curated record. The transcript is spliced from 4 exons. Lineage: Eukaryota; Fungi; Ascomycota; Eurotiomycetes; Eurotiales; Aspergillaceae. The coding region runs from base 1 to 1086 and encodes 361 amino acids.
AUGGCUCCCCUGGCAGGCGAUCGCAAAUCAGUCCUGGAGGGAACAUGGGCCCUUGCUGCGGUAGCGAUUCUGGUUAUGAUCCUUCGGGUUGUGGCGAAACUAAAGCUUCACCAUUUCGGGAGAGAUGAUUGUGCAAUGAUUACAGCUCUGCUCCUCGCACUCGUCGCAUCUAUCCUUUUCAGCGUUGCUGUCCUCGUCUACGGUUUUGGUGAUGGUCUGGAUACGCACAGCCACUCGGACCAGGUCAAUGCUUUGAAAUACUAUGCCAUUUUGCAAGUUUUCGGUAUAGCCAGUACCUGUAUGGGUCGAGUGGCAUUCAUCCUCUACCUGCUGCCUAUUCUCUCGACGACGAAGGUCUCUAAGAUCAUUUUGCGGGGGCUUCUAGCACUGCAGGUGGUGAACUUCAUUGCAAUUAUACUGCUCCUCACACAGUGUCGCGAUAUACGAGGCAUAUGGGAUCCCCAGUUCGAGGAAAGAACAGAGUGCGUGGAUGAAUACGUUCAAAUCUAUUAUGGAUACUUCCAAUGCUCCUGCAACGGUUUAACCGAUUUGAUCCUCUCCGUCUACCCGUCCUAUAUCUUCUGGAAUCUUAAAUUACGACGCCGGGUCAAGAUCAGCUUAGUGAUUCUAACGAGUCUAGGUUUGAUUGCAAUGGUAGCAACCAUCAUGAAAGCAACAUAUCUCGAGCAGAUCAUUACCUGGGGCAGCACAGCGCGCGCCAUCGACCUCACAUGUUGGGCGAUGAUCGAAAGCUAUCUCGUUAUCAUCACCGCGUCGAUUCCCUGUCUGCGAUCGUUUAUUGUUUCCUCCGCGCGACAGCUCUUCGCCAGCGACCAUUCAGGUACCUUCCAUCUUACCUCGUCAUCUAGAAAAAGAGGCACUGCUCGCAGACUGCAUUCGAGGCGAUCAGGGCAUAGAAUGAAGUCCGGGGCUACACAGCCAAACCCUGAGGCCUCGGGUAGUACGCAGAAUUUCUUUGGCGAAACGCCAAUCGAGGAGAUCGAGCUGGGUAGCAAGGCAUCGGAGAAUAUCCAUGAAAGUUUGGAUGCGUCGGAAAGAUCUAGAGGGGAAUCGCUAAAAGUGUGA